AAAAUUUAUCGUCCUCAAAACUUCGCUAAAUUUCUACACUGUUCCAAUGGCUCCAAAGGCAGAAAAGAAGCCCGCCGAGGAGAAUCCGGCAUCGGAAAAACCUUCCGACGAUAAAGUUCCGGCGGAGAAGAAGCCAAAAGCCGGAAAGAAGCUUCCGACGAAGGAUGUCGGUGCCGGUAUCGGAGAAAAGAAAAAGAAGAAGGUGAAGAAGAGUUCUGAGACGUACAAGAUCUAUAUAUUCAAAGUGCUGAAACAAGUGCAUCCUGAUAUCGGAAUUUCAAGCAAAGCGAUGGGGAUAAUGAACAGUUUUAUUAACGAUAUAUUUGAGAAAUUGGCUCAGGAAUCAUCUAAACUUGCGAGGUACAAUAAGAAACCUACCAUUACGUCUAGGGAAAUUCAAACUGCUGUUAGAUUGGUGUUGCCUGGUGAAUUGGCUAAGCAUGCUGUUUCUGAAGGGACUAAAGCUGUUACCAAGUUUACCAGCUCUUAAAUUUGUUAUUUUUUGAGAAUUGAUCAUUAGGGUUUGAUUGCCAUUCAAUUGUUCAGAGUUGAUAAAAAAAUUUGAUUUCUUAUAUUCUGUUUUUGAUGGGAUGAUGUAAAAUACAAUGCUGUUCCUAAUCAAUGAAAUCUAGUUUUCUCA
Solanum dulcamara is the source of this 640-nucleotide messenger RNA. RefSeq names its product histone H2B.7-like. NCBI's taxonomy places the organism in Eukaryota, Viridiplantae, Streptophyta, Magnoliopsida, Solanales, Solanaceae. The coding region runs from base 47 to 490 and encodes 147 amino acids. The record is from RefSeq and is a predicted model, not a curated record. The transcript has a single exon. Gene Ontology annotation, cellular component: nucleosome. Gene Ontology annotation, biological process: nucleosome assembly. Gene Ontology annotation, molecular function: structural constituent of chromatin; DNA binding; protein heterodimerization activity.